Messenger RNA from Xyrauchen texanus (razorback sucker), 6128 nucleotides. RefSeq names its product calcium/calmodulin-dependent protein kinase kinase 1-like. Gene Ontology annotation, molecular function: protein kinase activity; ATP binding. Bases 73 to 1548 code for a protein of 491 amino acids. Gene Ontology annotation, biological process: protein phosphorylation; CAMKK-AMPK signaling cascade; activation of protein kinase activity. Lineage: Eukaryota; Metazoa; Chordata; Actinopteri; Cypriniformes; Catostomidae. The transcript is spliced from 15 exons. The record is from RefSeq and is a predicted model, not a curated record.
ACCAAAGUUGGAGGUGGAACGUUUAAUGCAAAAACAGCCACACCCCCUCCUAGCCUCUCCUACUGCAUCGUCAUGGCGAUGAGCAGUGAUCCUGGUUCCAUGGGGGCGGACUUUGACACAGAUUCCUCACAGACUUCUGAGAUGGCUGACAAGAUGUCGGCUGUCUCCUUGAGGUCUGAUCCCUCCUCCAAUGGAGCAAAGAAUGGAACAGGUGUUAAGAAAGCUCCACCCCAGAGGCCACACCUGUCAGGCAGGAAGAUGUCAUUGCAGGAAAGAGGGACAUAUGUUUCUUCUGGGGGCGGAGCAGACCGCUAUUCCCAAAUCACAGCACGAGUGGCCAGACAUCCAACCGUUGAGUCUAAACGAGUGUCCAUCUCAGAAUCACAGGAUUGCAUUCAGCUUAACCAGUACAAGUUAAAGAGUGAGAUUGGAAAGGGCUCAUAUGGCGUUGUCAAGUUGGCGUAUAAUGAGGAUGAUGACAAAUAUUACGCAAUGAAAGUUGUGUCUAAGAAGAAGCUGAUGAAACAGUAUGGUUUUCCACGUCGCCCUCCUCCCAGAGGUCCUAAAGCAGCCCAAGGAGAGCAGCCCAAGGUGCUUGGUCCUUUGGAGAGAGUUUACCAGGAGAUUGCCAUUCUGAAAAAACUGGACCACAUAAACAUUGUUAAACUGGUUGAGGUGCUGGACGAUCCGGCAGAGGACAACCUUCACAUGGCAUUUGAGCUGAUGCAGAAGGGGCCUGUGAUGGAGGUCCCCACCGAUAGUCCCUUCAAUGAGGACCAGGCACGCCACUACUUCAGAGAUAUUGUUCUGGGCAUCGAGUACUUGCACUAUCAAAAGAUCGUUCACAGGGAUAUUAAGCCAUCUAAUUUGUUGCUGGGAGAUGAUGGUCAUGUCAAGAUUGCUGAUUUUGGAGUCAGUAACCAGUUUGAGGGUAAUGAUGCCUUGCUGUCUAGCACUGCUGGCACUCCUGCUUUCAUGGCCCCAGAGACGCUAUCAGACAAUCGCAAGAGCUUCAGUGGAAAGGCUCUGGAUGUAUGGGCUAUGGGAGUGACUCUCUAUUGUUUUGUUUAUGGGAAGUGCCCAUUUAUUGAUGAGUACAUACUGGGACUUCACAAUAAGAUCAAGAGUAAGCUGGUGGAGUUCCCCGAGAUGCCAGCUGUCAGCGAGGAGCUGCAGAACCUGAUUUUACGAAGUUUGGACAAAAACCCAGACACCAGGAUCACCAUUCUUGAGAUCAAAGUGGACCCCUGGGUAACUCAGAAUGGGGCAGACCCAAUGCCUUUAGAAGAAGAGCAUUGUACUGUGGUGGAAGUCACUGAAGAAGAAGUGCAGAACUCUGUAAAGUUUGUCCCCAGCCUGUCUGCUGUGAUAUUGGUCAAAGCCAUGUUAAGGAAGCGUUCCUUCGGGAAUCCAUUUGAGUUUCCCAGCAGAAGAGAGGAGAGAGCCAUGUCUGCACCAGGCAGUCUGCUCAUAAAAGGAAGCAGUGGAGAGACUGGUAGAGAAGUGGAGCUUGAGGACUUGCAUGAGGAUGAACCACCCACCUCCUGAAAGUCUCUACAGAUCUUCACAGCUCAUGAUGUCCUCCAUUCAAACAUUUGCAACACUACGAGCAGAUUCAUGACCCAAACCGCACCGCUACACUCUAUUUUCAGGACCUAACCUUGACUUCAAACUGGAUUCUUCUAUUCCAUCCUUCAGUCUUUUCACUUUCCUCAGUCUUUCAAAAGAAUCACUUUCACACUCUUUGAGUCCAUCAUAGUAACAGUUCUCUUUUCAUGAGGCAUUUUAGGUCUGAGUAUGUUCCCUUUCCUCAGUCCUACCUGGCUAAACUGGGUAGGAUUACAUAAUUUUCUCCUUCUCAAAGUUUGGAUCUUUCCAACUGUGUCACAUUGUUUUUUUCUCAUCCAUGCUAAGCAAUUGGAAUCUACACUGAACCAGAAAGACAGACACUGAAAUACAGACUAUGCCACAAGUUGUCUUGAGCAUAGGCCUACAGCAUGGAUAAAAGAUUAUGAUGUGAACUUGGGUCUUGCCUUUUGCACUUUGUAUACGUUAACGUGCAGUUCUUGACCCUAUCUGACUUAACAUGCCUGAAAUAUGGCCUUUUCAUGUUAUGGUGAAAUAUGGUGUUUCCAUAUCUCUUGUUUCUUUUUUUCUGUUUUAUACCAUCUAUAUUUUCUCAUUUAAUUCAGACACAAUAUAUGACCACACACACACACACACACACUAGUAGACACUAAGACUUUAAAGAGCCCUCUCAGAGUAGAAAUGUCUCAAAAAUGCACAUUCUGCAAAUUCUAGAAAACAGGGCUUUCUCAUGAAACAUUCAUUAUGCAUGCACCUCAUCUCUCACACAGGGACCAUAUUUUUGCCCAAUAGGACAUAUUCCUGGAUCAACAUCCUUAGGGGUCUUUCAGACCGCAUUAGUUGUACUCGUUCUCAACAAAAAUGGUGUCAGGACAUCCUUCGAUUUAGGGUUAGAAUUAGUGUUAGGACAGUCUUGACCUAUCGCAUAUUGUACACAAAACUGGAAAAUAAUGUAUUUGAUCAAUCUGGUAAACACUACUCUGAUUGGCUGGUUUGAUGCAACUUCCUCAAAUAAGGGCACAUAUUGUAGGCUUCUUAUAUCAGUCAGCCUGGAAACAAAAACUUUUGAGGUUGAAAUAAUUUAUGGAUUUGCAAAAGUUAGUCAGGUUAUUGAUAUCAAAUCUUUUAAAGAUACUCUGAAUUGUAUAUUCUUCUUUGUUUUAUUAGUUAAGUCUCUGAAAUAGUCUGCAUUUAUUUUCUGUACUGUACUUCUCCUUACUAAAUAACUUACUGCUAUUUUUCCAUGCGUUUCUGAUGAAAUCAUAGCGGAGACUAACGCAACUUUAUUUAAAUGAAUUUGUUCCAUGUUGGUCUAUUAUUGUGGUAUUAACCUGCUCUUAAACAGCACAUACUGUAUGAACAGUAUGAACUGUGUUUUAUUGCUUAACAUGUCAGUCAGUCGACACUUCUUGUCUAGGUAGAAGUAAGUUGCAGUGUGUGCCAGACAUUUUGCUAUUAAGUCAAGUUUGACUAGGCAAGGCUAGGAUUAGUCUUAGUGCGGGGGUUGGGGCUUCCAAAAAAUUAUAAUCAACCAAUUAUUUCCCAUUGGUUUUUGUGGUAAUGGUUAGGACUGUUUAUUUGAUACAAAUGUUGUUCCAGGACCAACAAAAGAUAUUGAACCCAGGAACACGUCCUACUGUUCUUGGCAAAAUCAUGGCCACCUCUCUCACACACACAUUAUAACAAUGCUUUGUCUAACUACAGGAAAAGAAUGUGUCAUUGUUUACAGAGUCUGCACAUUCCAAAAGGCCUGUUUGUCAGUCAGCAGCAUUAAAAGGCUCACAAACACACUCACAAACAUUCCAUUAUAUGCUGAUGUGAAAUCACUUUCACUCAGAACAGACAAGCCAAUUGAGGGAAGGGUCUGAAUAUGGUGUUUAGCUCUGGAGCGAAAGUGAACUGCCAUUCAAUGUCACCACGGUUCUUCUCGGCUUAGAUUAACAAUACGCCUUGUUUGCGUCAGAUUCUCUACCAGGCGAGCCAAUCAUCUCCUCAUCCUAAACUGCAAAUUCAGAAUGCAAAAAUAUUCUUAUCGUGGACAACCAUUUUAACUGCACAUUGGCAAGCAUGACAUUUUAUUAUAAGCACUGACAAAGCACUCCUAUUUUCAUUUGAUUUUUGUAAUUGUGAAAGCCUCAUCGAGCCUGGUUCUGUUUUAAUGUAUUUUACAAGAACAAAACUGGAUGCUUUAUCAGGUCAGCUGCCAAUCAGUUCCCAUUAAACUGAUUAUGAAAGCAGUGAGCGCUUACUGGAAACUGUUUCACUUAUUUAGAGGACUGUUUAUUGCUUAUUUCAAGGCCUAGUGAUAAGCUACAGUGAACUGCUUUCAUUAUAUUCUCACUAAUAUCCUGAGCAGAUGGUGGUCCAUUUUCCUGACUCCUACACAUUCUUCCCAUCUCUCUAUUUCUUUCUGUUUUAUGCACACACUCCUUGUAGAUUGCUUCUUGUCGAUACAAUUGUCUACUAAAACGGAAAAACACAGGAAUACAAUUUUCAGUAACACUUUACAAUAAAGUUGUGUAGAUUAACAUUAGUUAACAUGAACUAACAAACAGCAUUUAUUAACAUGGGUUCAUGUUCAUUUCUACAUUAUAUAUUUUUAACAUUAAAAGUUAGACAUUAACAUAAGUACAUAUUUUUUUCAUUAUGCAUAAUCUAACGAUGAACAAUUUUACAUUUAUAAAUUAAAAUUAACCAAGAUUAAAAAAUGCUGUAAACAAAUUGGGUAAAACUUUAUAACACGGCUGUAUUUGUUAACAUUAGUUAAAGGAACAUUUUGGGUUAAAUGCAAGUUAAGUUAAAUCGACAGCAUUUGUGGCAUAUUUUUUACCACAAAAAUGUAUUUAGACUUGCCCAUCCCUUUUUUUUUUUUUUAUCAAAUAUUCAGGUACCAGAGUGGCACACACACACACACACACACACACACACACACACACACACACAUAUAUAUAUAUAUAUAUAUAUAUAUAUAUAUAUAUAAUAUUUUUUAUUUUAUUUAAUUGUAUAGUUUGAUAACUUUAAGUAAUGCAUUACGAACUAACAUGAAUGAACAAUUGUAUUUUCAUAAAUUAACAGGAACCAACUAUAAUCAAUGCUAUAAUAAAAAACUGUUCAUUGUUCGUUCAUGAAACCUAAUGCAUAAAUUCAUCUUAUUGUAAAGUGUUACAACAUUUUUAGUGCCAAACGACUGGUCUUUUUAUGGUCCGUUGGUAUGGAGUAUUUGAUCCAUGCAUUAAAUGGAGUCUCAUCUCUUUUGUUUUAAAUGCACUGAGACUCUGUAUGUUGUACUCAGGGUCUGGACACUACUGUUCUGGAAAUGUACAGAGAGAGUGGUGUAGCAUAUUCUGUGUUCAGGAGUUCUAAGAUGUGUUUAUUUACUGUAAAAAUAAUUAUGCAUCCAUUUAUGCACAUUUCAAUUUCUAUAUGUGUCUAAAAAAUUAACAGUCCUCUUGUCAGUUAGUUCUUGAUGUAUGCUAUGCACCUGUUUGUGUCUUUAUGUACGGCAUAUUCCUUAACUUGCUAUAAACUUUUACUAGGUUUUACCUAUCUCUAGGUUUGGUAUUCCUUUUUAUAUCUAUGUGAGAAAAACAAAUCACCUCUAUCUCUAAAACCCCUUUACAUAUUUCUGCAGGACUUUUCUAUAAGCUAAACAUAUGCAGCAGUCUAUAUGUUAUACCUCUGUGUGCAUUCAACUGAAGUGCAAAGGCUUUAUAUCCUGUUUUUUGUUGCAGCUCAUGUGCAGUAUAGAUUGCAGGCUUGAUCACUUAUAGUUUUUUUUUUAGAGUGUGUCCACAAUUGCAAAGAUUUGUUUGUCAUGAAUCUAAAAGAAGAGAGAGAAAUGCAACCAUUUUUAGCCCAACUUGGGCACUUUGUAGCUGAAUAACAUUCCUGCUAUCAAAGCUUUUAUGGUUUUACCUUUUAAAGUGAUAAAUGAGCAUUUUAGGGAUCAUAAAAUUUUGUCAUCAUUUACUCACUCAUAGUUUUCAAAACCCAUAUGACUUUCAAAAUAAAAAAAAAAAUUUUUUUUUCAUACAAGUGAAUGGAGACUGAGGCUAAGAUUUUGAUUGCCAUUUCCUUUUGUGUUCUAUGAAGGAAAGUCAACAAAAUGAGGGUGAGUUAAUGAUUACAAUUGAAUUUGAGAGAAUUAUCUUUUAAAAUGUCCCUUUCUAACAAAAGUCAUUUGAGGGAUUUUAAGAGACUUUCAUUGCAAGGUAUAUUAGUAGGUGUAUAUAAAUCUCGAAAACACUGUCUUCCUCAUAUACCUGCUGUUUGAUCUUCUGAGUUAUUUGUGGCAGAGCGCUUGAUAUUGCUGGUUAAUUUAUAGUUGUCUGUAUUCUGCUGCAUUGAUUUUGAAUGUAACUUGUUAACAUGUAAUUCCAAGAAAAUAGACAAAAAAAAAAAAAGAGCAUGGCCCAAGAAAGCACUGAAUGCAACUCUAACCAUGUACUGUAAAUAUGUACCAAAGCAUAUAAAGAUGUUAUUUUUUGCAUGCUUUUUGUACACGUAGACAUAAUCAAAGCAAAUAAAAAUAUCACAAGUGA